GGGAGUCGGAAGUGACGUUUUUAAUAGGCGCCGGCUAGACGGCGCAGCCUUAGCUCCCGCGUUCAUUCGAGGAGGAUGAACAGCCGCUUGCAGGAGAUUAGAGAGCGGCAGAAAUUGCGCCGGCAGCUCCUGGCCCAGCAGUUGGGGGCAGAAAGUGCUGAUAGCAUCGGUGCAGUAUUAAAUAGCAAAGAUGAGCAAAGGGAGAUUGCUGAAACAAGAGAAACAUGCAGGGCUGCUUAUGAUACCUCUGCACCAAAUGCCAAGCGUAAAUUUCCAGAUGAGGGGGAAGCCGAUGAAGAAGAAGUAGAAGAAUAUAAGGAUGAAGUAGAGCUGCAGCAAGAGGAAGAGAACCUGCCCUAUGAAGAAGAAAUUUACAAGGAUUCCAGCACAUUUCUUAAGGGGACUCAGAGUUUAAAUCCUCACAAUGAUUACUGUCAGCACUUUGUGGAUACUGGACACAGGCCUCAGAACUUUAUCAGAGAUGUGGGCUUAGCGGACAGAUUUGAAGAAUAUCCAAAACUCAGGGAGCUCAUCAGGCUGAAGGAUGAGCUAAUAUCUAAAUCUAACACUCCCCCGAUGUAUUUACAAGCUGACCUGGAGGCUUUUGAUGUUCGUGAGCUAAAAUCCAAGUUUGAUGUGAUUCUUUUGGAACCACCACUAGAAGAGUAUUACAGAGAGACUGGCAUCACCGCUAAUGAAAAGUGCUGGACUUGGGAUGAGAUCAUGAAGCUAGACAUUGAAGAAAUUGCUUCCCUGCGGUCCUUUGUCUUCCUCUGGUGUGGUUCUGGUGAAGGUCUGGAUCUUGGCAGAAUGUGCUUGCGCAAAUGGGGUUAUAGAAGAUGUGAAGAUAUCUGUUGGAUUAAAACCAAUAAAAACAAUCCUGGGAAGACCAAGACGCUAGACCCAAAGGCUGUCUUUCAACGAACAAAGGAACAUUGCCUUAUGGGCAUAAAAGGAACAGUCCGUCGCAGUACUGAUGGAGAUUUUAUCCAUGCUAAUGUUGACAUUGAUUUAAUUAUCACAGAAGAACCUGAAAUUGGCAACAUAGAAAAACCUGUGGAAAUAUUUCACAUUAUUGAACAUUUUUGUCUUGGAAGAAGACGCCUUCAUCUCUUUGGGCGGGAUAGUACAAUCCGACCAGGCUGGCUAACCGUGGGACCCACACUCACAAACAGCAACUUCAAUGCAGAAACAUAUACAUCCUACUUCACAGCUCCAAAUUCUCAUCUAACUGGCUGUACGGAAGAGAUUGAGAGGCUCCGGCCUAAAUCUCCACCCCCAAAAGACCGAGGAGGUGGAGCACCAAGGGGUGGAGGAAGAGGUGGAACUUCAGCUGGCCGUGGAGAAAGAGGCAGAGAGAGAAAUCGAACUAAUUUCCGGGGGGAAAGAGGUGGAUUCCGGGGAGGAAGAGGGGGUACACACCGUGGAGGCUUUCCUCCUCGUUGAAAGUAUUCAAGUACCUUAAUCUAAUUUCAUAGCUUCCACUCAGGGUGGGGGUGGCUUAGUUCUGCUCAGGUUAUACUUCUUGGUGACUCAACCCAGAUGUUUAUUAUUAAACAGGUUUCAUGCAUGAUAAAAAACCAGCCCAAAAUGGCACAUUUCUUUCCCUUGAGAAGCAACAUCUAGCACUUGAUGAAAAAGGCAAAGAUUUGUAAUAGAUUGAAUUCAGAAAGCUUGAAGUCACAGAAGAGUGGCUUGUUUUAUAGUUUCAUUUGGUCCAGUUCCUCUUUUGUUUGUGUACACACAGAUGCUGUCACUCUACCAAUUAUUACCAUUAUUCAUAAACUUUGAUCAAUAUUUUCCACUUGGUUUCUGUUGGAACUAUUGCUUCCUGACCUAACCAAAUAUAAUUUCAGUUCCCGUUGUAAUAGUAGAUAAUAGGUGUUAAUGGAAAAGUAACAUUCCAGUUGGCAUUUGAUACUCUUACCACUCAAGUUUUAAUUUUGUAUCAAAUAUGUUAAUGUCUUUUAAGAAGUUGGCAAUGUUAAAGCUGAUUGUAAUGACUCAGUCUUUAUCUGUAUUCCAUAUACACCUUUUCGGUACGAGUCUCAAUGCUGGGUUUUAACUGUAUGUUCCCCUUCAUAUUCUUGUUCCUUUGGACGGAACAAGGUUAAAUUUAAUUGUGAUAAUGACUAGGAGCCCAGAAGGAAACUUGUUGCUAUCCUUCUUGGGUUGCCCUGUUCAUUGAAUGGAAAACUGAAAUCUAUACUUCCUGAUACUCCAAAUACUAAGCAUGCAAUCCAGAAUUAAACUAUUUUAGUUCCAUUGAUUUCAGAGGGAGGGACUGAAAUGUGUAUGCUGCACUCCAGUUCAGUGGGACUGAAAUGUUUGUGUGGAUUGUGCCCAAAAUGUGGUGAUUGCCAAAGGGUUAUGAAAAUUUUAAUUUUAGAACACUUCUGGCAAAAAUAAAUGAAUUUAUUGCAGCCAGUUGUCAAAUCCUGUGUAUAUUCUAGGGGGCUAUUCACUCCCCCCUCACUUAAUUUAACUUUUUUUGGGGGGGGGAAUGCUAAUGUUGUUGAUUGUAUACAGUGACAGUCAGAUCUUGGCUGUGCUCUGACAGUGUUUUAAAGACUAUACUAUGUUUCUAAAUCUCUUGUACCUCUCCUGAAAACCAACUUUUAAAUGUAUUUUAAAUGGAAGCUAUGAAUCUUAUUCUACUAUUUUUGAUUUAAAUUUGGAAUGGUUAACAUCCAUAACAGAGUCAGUAUUGGCCACUUUCUGCCUUAAGGUGGUUCACAUUCUCGCUCUGUGGAAUGAACUUUCUGUUACUUGCCCCAAACUGUUGGGUUUCGGCGGGAGGGAGUGGUUUUGCAUUGUUUCUGUGACUCGGAUGAUAUUGGUUGAUGAGAGAAAAUGAGUUAUUUUGCCUUUUCUAUAUACUGUAAACCUCUCCAGUUUUGAUACUGUUUAUGGUUAAGUUGGGAUACUUGAAACCCUGAUAUUUUUAAAGUAUCUUACUUGCAUACCAGUAUAAUAAGGAAAAAAAUUCUUAACCAAUUCUUAAUAAUAAUAGCAAGGCCUACUUCCCCCUGAAGGUACUGAGUACUUUGUUUAAGGAAUAGUUGCUUUGUCACAAAGCAUUUCAAGUAAUUUUAACUGGGAAGAGUUUUUGUUUUAUGGGAAGAGAGCACACGAAUACAAUGGGCAGCCUAUACCUUUUGAAUAAUUUUGUGUAACCUGUGGGCUCCAUUUAAAUUCCUGUUUACAUCUGAUCUCACUUAAAACCACCUCACUUCCCAAAGCUAGGCCAUGUGUUAGAAAAUUAGAGUGUUUGAGUUUCACAAGCCUGGUGGCUAAUAGGAAUCCAGCGCAGUAGCAAAUUGAAUAACUCCAUCCUGCUACAGAUUUUUCAAAUGGUGCAAGAUGGGUGAAGGCUUCUCUCAUUUGAUUCCCCUCUUCACUGUGGCAACAACCCCUUGUGGCUUGUUGUCCAAGACGGUCUCAUGAGCCCUGGCAUAACAGGGUGUGUAUCUGAGUCAAAUGGGGCCUCUUCUUGCACCAGUGGAGAUUUAGUCUGUCAUUAGAACAUAGCAUGCCAGAACUAGAAUUCUGAUCAUUAGGUUUGGUUAGAUGUCUCUGAAUCAGCACUAGGAAUUGUUAUUUUUGCAAUAUUCUAGAGCUAGUAAUGGGAAAUAAAAUGCCACAGCAGGCAGAAAAUGUAUUUCAUGAUCUGUUUGUCAUAUCAAUAGUAGUAUGUUUAACAUCUAUAUACUGGAAGUCUUCCAAGUGUAUAAGUACAUUUAAAAACAACUUAUUGUGCAUUUCCAGGGUGGUCCUUGGGACAGAACAAAAUGGUUAGUGCAGUACUGAUACAAGACUUUGCUAAGAUUGCUUACAUGUAAUUUGAAUACAUAAUGCAACAUUUACAUACUAAAAA
Messenger RNA from Heteronotia binoei (common prickly gecko), 3877 nucleotides. RefSeq names its product methyltransferase 14, N6-adenosine-methyltransferase subunit (gene METTL14). The record is from RefSeq and is a predicted model, not a curated record. Gene Ontology annotation, cellular component: RNA N6-methyladenosine methyltransferase complex; nucleus. The coding region runs from base 76 to 1446 and encodes 456 amino acids. Gene Ontology annotation, molecular function: mRNA binding. NCBI's taxonomy places the organism in Eukaryota, Metazoa, Chordata, Lepidosauria, Squamata, Gekkonidae. The transcript has 11 exons.